AAGAAGAACAAGGAGCCCUGGAAGUGAUGAUUUGGCUCCCAAAGUGCCCUUAUCUCAACAUUAUCGAGUCUGUCUAGGGUGACAUAAAGAGACAGAAGGAUUUGAACAAGCCUACAUCCACAGAAAAUCAUUGGUUAGUCCUCCAAGAUGUUUGGAACAACCUCUCUGCUGAGUUCCUUCAAAAUCUGUGUGCAAGUGUACCUAGAAGAAUUGAUGCUGUUUUGAAGGCACAAUUGCGCAAUGUACAUACAGCUGGCAGGUGACCAGUAAUGUAUAUAAAUACCAGUGGGGUCUCCAAACACCAGUCACUGGAUGCUCCUCCACCAUGAAGUUCUUCCUGAUCUGUGUGCUCCUCGGAGCUGCCGCUGCCUUUGAGGAUGAUGAUAAGAUCGUCGGAGGUUUCACCUGCACCAAGAACUCUGUUCCCUACGCUGUGUCCCUGAACUCUGGAUACCACUUCUGUGGUGGCACCCUGAUCACCAGCCUGUGGGUGGUCUCUGCUGCUCACUGCUACAAGGCGAGCGUCCAGGUCAGACUGGGAGAACAUAACAUCGCUACAAGUGAGGGUACCGAGCAGUUCAUCAACUCCGCCAAGGUCAUCAGACACGGCAGCUACAACUCCAGAACCAUGGACAACGACAUCUGGUUGAUCAAGCUGGCCUCCCCCGCCACCCUCAACUCCUACGUCAAGACUGCGUCUCUCCCCUCUGGAUGCGCAGGCGCCGGCACCAGCUGUCUGAUCGCCGGCUGGGGAAACACACUCAGCAGCGGCACCAACAUGCCAAACCUCCUCCAGUGCCUGAACGCCCCCAUCCUGACCUCCGCUCAGUGCAGCAGCUCCUACCCAGGAGAGAUCACCAAUAACAUGAUCUGUGUUGGUUACCUGGAAGGUGGCAAGGAUUCCUGCCAGGGUGACUCUGGUGGACCCGUGGUCUGUAACGGACAGCUCCAGGGUGUUGUCUCCUGGGGAUAUGGCUGUGCCCAGAGGAACUAUCCCGGUGUCUACACCAAGGUCUGCAACUACAACUCCUGGAUCUCCAGCACCAUGGCCAGCAACUAAACUCCAUCAAGAAAUAUCUACAGAGUUCUUUCCAUCUAUCACAUCU
Molecule: messenger RNA, 1106 nt
Organism: Pseudophryne corroboree (corroboree frog)
Lineage: Eukaryota; Metazoa; Chordata; Amphibia; Anura; Myobatrachidae
Product: trypsin-like
Exons: 6
Coding region: 326-1060 (244 amino acids)
Biological process (GO): proteolysis
Molecular function (GO): serine-type endopeptidase activity
Source: RefSeq, a predicted model, not a curated record